This is a messenger RNA of Nerophis ophidion (straightnose pipefish), 1769 nucleotides long. RefSeq lists its product as uncharacterized. The record is from RefSeq and is a predicted model, not a curated record. The transcript is spliced from 2 exons. Gene Ontology annotation, molecular function: nucleic acid binding. The coding region runs from base 479 to 1675 and encodes 398 amino acids. NCBI's taxonomy places the organism in Eukaryota, Metazoa, Chordata, Actinopteri, Syngnathiformes, Syngnathidae. Gene Ontology annotation, biological process: DNA integration.
ACAUAGGUCACAGACUAACAUCGGAGGGCUUGAAAAUUGACCCUGAAAAGGUACGCGCAGUACAGGAAAUGCCUAGACCCGCCGACAUCAAGGGCCUUCAGAGAUUGCUUGGAAUGGUUAACUACCUUGCAAAAUUUUGCCCACACCUGUCAGAUAGCUGUGAGGUCCUGAGGCAACUGACUCACAAGGAUGUGAUAUGGGAGUGGACUGACAUACAGGAAACUGCCUUUGUGAAAAUUAAAGAAAUGAUAGCCUCAGCACCAGUACUGAAGUACUACAACCCAACGGAGGACCUCACUCUCCAAUGUGAUUCAUCAGAAACCGGACUGGGUGCAGCGCUCUUGCAGAGGAGAGACGGCAGAGAAUCCAAACUGAGACAGAACGGGACCAGGCCCUUCAGGUGCUGAAACGAAGAAUACUGCAGGGGUGGCCAGAUGAUAAAGGGCAGGUCGAGGAUGAGGUGAGGCCGUAUUUUGAUAUGCGGGAUGAGCUAAGCGUACAGGACAAUGUCAUCUUUAGAGGACAGAGGGCAGUCAUCCCGACGGCUCUAAGAAAAGAAAUGAAGGACAAGAUCCAUGCAUCACAUUUAGGGAUAGAAAACUGCCUGAGGAGAGCGAGAGAAUGUGUGUACUGGCCGGGUAUGCAUGAACAGCUAAAAACGUACAUGGGAAACUGCCAAGUUUGCAGAGAAAAAGACACACGGCAACAGAAAGAACCAUUACAGAGCCAUGACUUCCCACUAAGGCCAUGGGCAAAAGUGGGCACAGAUAUAUUCACCUUCAAUAACAAAGAGUACUUAGUGACAGUGGACUAUUUUUCCAAUUUUUGGGAAGUUGAUUAUCUACCUGAUACCAGGUCCACCACGGUUAUCCAUAAGCUGAAAGCACAUUUCGCUCGCCAUGGUGUGCCUGACGUGGUGUUCUCUGAUAACGGCCCACAAUAUAGCUCACAGGAAUUCAAAAGAUUUAGCCAGGCCUGGGAAUUCGAACACGUUACAUCUUCACCUACCUAUCCUCAAAGCAAUGGAAAAGCAGAGUCUGCUGUCAAGACUGCUAAAAGGCUGAUGGGGAAAGCACUGCAGGCAAAGUCAGACCCCUACUUGGCCAUACUUGCUCACAGAAACACCCCAGCACAAGGCUUUCAGGCCAGUCCAGCUCAGAGACUAAUGAGCCGUCGGACAAAGACAUUGUUACCAAUGUGUGAGAAUCUACUGAAACCUGCUGUAGUGGACACUGACUCAGCUGUGCGAGAAAACCAACUCAGGCAGGCUCGCAACUACAACAGAGGGGCAAAGCCCCUGAGACCACUUCAGAAUGGAGAACGGGUGCGAGUGCAGUCACAGGUGGCCGGACACACAUACUGGGCACCUGCAUCAGUGGUGCGACAGGACCGGAAUAGGUCCUAUGCAGUAAAAAUGGAGAAUGGGACUGUGCUGAGACGCAACCGUAGACACCUGAGACCAUCGCCAGGGGUGUCACCAACAUCAGAGUCAACUGGCAGGAACCCGCCCACCCCAACUCCGGGUGGGGUCACACCACAACCAUGCUCACCUGACUACGUCACACCACAAUCCUGCUCACCAGCUGAGCCGGACCCUCAGACGACACAAGCUGGUGUCACCACCAGAUUCGGCAGGGUUGUGAGGAGGCCUGCACACCUCCGGGACUUUGUUUAAGGAGCUAAAUGUGUUUCACUGCCGUGUUUAGUUAAAGCACGGUUGUGCUGUUCUUCCCUCAUAGGUCCUUUGUUUACAAUUGGGUGGGACUGUU